AUCACCUCAUUGAAGAAGAAAACGAAAGAAAUAUAAAACGAGAACCAUCUAAUCUCCGUGUCAACUUUACUAAGAGAAAGGGAGAGAGGUAUAUAUAUAUACUAUAAACUUACAAUUAUUAGAGCUUCGAUUCGACCAUGGAGGAUAUUAAGUCAGCGACUCCGGCAACGAAGUCAAAAUUUACGAAAGGAUUCCUGUAUUUUACGACGUCAUUGCAACAAUGUUGCCGCUACAUUAAGGCAUUUUUUGUUGGUCAGGGAAAGAAGAUGACGGCAAGAAGUGAGGAGGAAGCAACACAGGCUGAUAUGUUGAAAGCAAAAAUGGAGGUCGAGGCUGCUGACGCUGCAGAGAAUACGAAGAAGCGACUUGAUAAUUCCAACUGAUUCUCCUAGAAUGUUUGUUUAAUUUCCCAUUAUUGUUAGUAAUAUUUGAUUAGAUAAUUAUGAAGGAGCUCGUGUAUUUAUACGUACGAAUACGUAUGGAUUGUACUUGAACGUGUGCGUUGGUCUUUAUUCCUAACAUGUUCUCUUCUAUCUCUUA
This is a messenger RNA of Nicotiana attenuata, 540 nucleotides long. RefSeq lists its product as uncharacterized. Bases 138 to 383 code for a protein of 81 amino acids. The record is from RefSeq and is a predicted model, not a curated record. The transcript is spliced from 2 exons. Lineage: Eukaryota; Viridiplantae; Streptophyta; Magnoliopsida; Solanales; Solanaceae.